Molecule: messenger RNA, 1558 nt
Organism: Xiphophorus couchianus (Monterrey platyfish)
Lineage: Eukaryota; Metazoa; Chordata; Actinopteri; Cyprinodontiformes; Poeciliidae
Gene: c9h8orf82
Product: chromosome 9 C8orf82 homolog
Exons: 4
Coding region: 166-855 (229 amino acids)
Source: RefSeq, a predicted model, not a curated record
GUUGAUAGAUGCCGUUUUUAAUCCAACUCUGCUGUUAUUUCUGACACCUGCUGUGUUGUCAGAGUUUCACGUAGAGACAGCUCCACCCUAACCUGGAAGAGGAGGAGGAGGAAGAGGAAGAGGAAGGUCUGCAGGUGAUCAGGACAUUUGCCUGUCAAACCGGCCAUGACAUUCCUUCGGUUAGCGGCUCGAAGCUGCAGAACUCUGACCGAUAUUCGUUGUCAGCCUGGCGGCUUCAUUACCUACAGAAGUAUCGCUUCAUACAUCCAGGGCCAGAGUCCCGAACCCCGCAUCAGAGAGUAUUUCUACUACAUCGACCAUCAAGGACAGCUUUUUCUCGACGACACUAAAGUGAAGAACUUUGUCACCUGCUUUAAAGAUAAACAGUUCUUGGUUUUCUUCUUCAGUCGCCUGCGGAUAAAUCAGAGCGGGCGUUACGAGGAGGAUUUUCCUUUCCUGUCUCUGUGCGGUAGAGAGAGGAACUUCCUGCGCUGCGACGACAAGCCGGUGGUUUUCACGCACCUGCUGCCGAAUCCAGCAGGAGACCAGGAGCUGCUCUCGUAUUGUGGCGGCGCAGAGAAGCUCUCUGUUCCUUUCCAACCAGAGGCGCUGUACAUGCAUCCAGUCAGCGGCCGGGUUUAUCAUCCUGGACUAGAGCGCUCGGGCGGGGUCGGACUGGUCAGGUCAUCCCUGGCCAUAGAGCUCAGUCCCACCUUUGUUUAUCCACCAGAGAGUGGCCAGUCGGGACAGCCCACGCACUUUCUGUGGAAAGGACAGAAGCACAGACUGACCAAUGAGCUGGCAGGAUGCUUCCCAGCAGUAGAUGAUGGCGGUGGGAAGGGAAAGCUGAGAUGAUCUUCAAAACAGUUCAUAAAAUCUAAAGUAUCGGUUUUCAUCUCUGGCAAGCUAAAAACUGCUGCUGUAGUUCAACUUUAUGUAUUCAUGUGAGAGAACAGUACAGUAUGAUGAGAUUGCAUCUCGUGUUGCAUCGUUUUUCUUUGAGUUUGGUUUUAAUCAAUAACAACAAUCUAGAAGUGGAAAUUUGAAAAAUGAAGGUUGUGUUUUCUCUUUUAUCUUGCUUAUUUUAUGUCCUCACAUUGUUGUAAUAUAACAAAAUUACUGCUUAAUGUUGCAAAGGUCGCCAAACAAGGGUGGCUUGAACUGAAGUGUAGAGUAGAGUAUAACAAAAGAAGAUUCAAGUAAUAUAUUAAUUACUGUUAAAUUUAAUAACUUAUAUGAGCAAAAUAACAACUCUGGUAUCGCUAAUGAUUUCACAAGAAUGCGCCACUGUUUCUCUGUAGACAGUGUGAAACGUGCUACAGAUCGACACAUGGACUGAGACGGACAUGUUAACCUCAUUCAUGCCUAUGAUGUUAGUUCCCUAACUUUAGUAACGUUACGGGUUAUUUGGACUCUGCUCAUUUUCAUGUUUGAUAAUAUAGCAGCCGUUCAACCGGGCUUUGUAAGGUUGGUGAAGAAUGCGUUCAUUAAAGGACAACCACACUGGUACUGUGUUCCCAGUACCAGUGUGGUUGUGAGCUUUUGGCUGUCCUGAUGA